Messenger RNA from Emiliania huxleyi CCMP1516, 900 nucleotides. RefSeq lists its product as hypothetical. The coding region runs from base 1 to 900 and encodes 299 amino acids. Gene Ontology annotation, biological process: positive regulation of kinase activity; phosphatidylinositol biosynthetic process. Gene Ontology annotation, cellular component: endosome membrane; PAS complex. The record is from RefSeq and is a predicted model, not a curated record. The transcript has 4 exons. NCBI's taxonomy places the organism in Eukaryota, Haptophyta, Isochrysidales, Noelaerhabdaceae.
AUGGUGGACGGCCGCGACCAGCACUCGGCGCAGCACUCGGCGCAGCACUCGGCGCAGCCCGGCGGAGGAGCGUCGAGCCUCAAGCUGCAGGACGGCGCCGCCCCCGACGGUACGGACCACAUGGCCGCCUUUUGCGAGCAGCUGCUCGCGCUGCUGCGCGCCGAGCGGCCGCUGCUCGAGCGGCGAGGCCGGCUGAUCGUGGCGGCGCUCUGCGAGACGCUCGGGCCGCGCGGCAUCUUCGAGACGCUCGCGCGAGGCCUCACCUCGGAGGGGGACCUCGACUUCGCGUCGCAGAUGGUGCAGGCGCUCAACGUGCUCGUGCUGACGUCGGCGGAGGCGCUCGCGCUCCGCUCGCUGCUGCGCAAGGGGGUUGGCACCGCCGAGGGCGCCGCGCUCUUCCGCACGCUCUACCCCGCCUGGUGCCACAACCCGGCCUCGCUCCUGUCGAUGUGCCUCGUCGCGCAGGCGUACGAGCACGCCGCUGAGCUCGUGAUGCAGCUCCCGUUCCUCCUCCAGAUCGACAAGCUGGUGCAGCUGGUCGAGUCCCCGAUCUUCACGCACGUGCGGCUCCACCUGCUCGAGCCGGAGCAGCACCCGCACCUCCUCCGCGCCCUCGGCGGCAUCCUGAUGCUCCUCCCGCAGCGCGGCUUGCGGCCGUCCCUGAGCUCGGCGCCCUUCCGCAUAUUCCGGCUGCAGCUCGAGGCGCGCAAGCCCUCCAAAAGCACCGCCUCGGACGCCGCCGCGUCCUCGCUCGACUGGCGCGGCUUGCUACAAACCUACAAGCAGGUGCAGCAGAGGCACGCCGACCGGCUCUUGGAGCAGCCUCGGGGCGCGGGCGGCCUCGACGCGUCGUCUGGUGCCAGAGGCUUGCCGUCAGAGCACACAGCAGGCCGGGCGUGA